AGCUUUAUUAAAGACAAAAUUUUAAUAUUAAACAAAGAUAUUGGACAAGGAUUAAGAAGGAAAAGUAAAAUAGAAGGGAUUGAUUUUGGGAUAAUAUUAAGGACGAAAAAAUAGUCUUUCUCUAUUCAGGGGACCGGUUUGGUAGAAAGUUUCAAGGAUAUUAUGGCGGAUCUUGUUGGUUAUACGCAUGAGUUCCUAGCUGAAUUCAUUCAGCUUUAUCGUGCACAACCUUGUUUAUGGCAGAUCAGAUGCAAAGGUUACAAGGAUAGACUUUUAAGAGGUCGUGCUUACGAUGUGCUUGUACAAAAGUUGCGUGAGAAUCAAUAUAAAUCAUCUUUAUGGUAUUACGAUCUUCUGAAAUUCGUAGCCGAGCAGAAUAACGAUGAGAUGACGUCAAUGACAGCAACAACUGGCGGGAAGUCCGAGAUUUCGUCGAAGGAAGAAAAUUAUUUGACGAAUAUUUCGAACGAUGAAACGUUGAUGCAUAACGAUGUAGAAAAAAUAGAACCACCGUCGCCAACACCAUCGAGAUCAAACACACCGAAUAGCUUUCGUCCUGUGAUCCUUGGAACUGAAGGAUCCUAUGGAAUGGAAUAUUCAUCAUCGACGAUCGAUCAUCUUCCUCAAGCCGCAAAAAAAAGGAAACAUUCUGAUUGUAGUCGAGGUCAUUGCACAAGAUCUACUACGCAAUCGGCUUACGAGGCUAGGAGAUUAGUUUCUUGUUCUACGGGUGAUGAUUUGGAAACGUUCGGUCUUUACGUUGCAUCGAAAUUAAAAAAGUCUACCGAACGUCAAUGUAUAAUUGCCGAAAGAAUUAUAGCUGAAGUAUUAUUGCGUGCGAAUUUUGGUACAUUAGACGAGAGUACCACUCUUACCGAAAAAUCACCAUCCCGUUGUUUUCUCGUAAUGGGCGAUCGAUAGAGAUAGAGAUAAAUAUAAAUAUAUAUAUAUAUAUAUAGAUAUAAUGCAUAGAUAUAAAUAUAUAUCAUUCAUAUACAUACAUAAAUAUCAUAUAUAAUACAUAUGUAUCUAUGUAUGUAUGCAUACUGUUGAUAAAAGUUAGUAUAUAACAAAUGAUAGUGGACAGACACUAGCCGUCUUUCUCUCUCUCUCUCUCUGUCUCUCUCUGUCUCUCUACGAGAGAGGAAAAUAGCUUCGCGACGCAGCCAAAUGUGAACUGGCAGAUUUCCAAUAAACGCGACUUUUUCAGGAAAAGUACAAAGGACGUGCACGCCGUCGUGCACUCUUAUUCUCCUUAUCACGAGAAUCUUCACAUUUUCUUUUUUUUUUUUUUUUUUUUUUUUUUUUUCUUUUUUUCUCUCGUGGCCCCUAUUAUUCUCCUUGCGUUUUAUAUCGUCUCGAUGAUCUCGAUAAAGACGACAAAAUUCACAGGCCCAUCGGGGAAGUGGGUGCGUGCAAUGAGCGACAGGAAGGGAGGGGAUGUGUUAGUGAUUAAAAAAAAAAGUAUGCAGCAUUUAAUAGUUGCAAUAGGGAAUGUUUCGACGUGUUUGAUGCUGAUAAUACCUUUCUUUUUUUUUCUCUUUCUUUCUUUCGUUUUUUCUUUUUGUAAAACCUCGAAUAAAUUGAUCCUAAUCUGUUUGACAUUUCGUGUUGUUACGAAUCUAAUUUCCUCUCUUCCACUCGCCCCCGCCACUUCGUCCUCCUUGUGGAAAGUAUUUUUAAGAGAAAUAAAUCGAGCGAAAAAAAAAAGAAAAAAAAAAUAAGAAACGAAUCCUUCUGGAGAAUAAUUAUUCAUGAACGACUAUCCGAUUGGUUAUUUUUAAAGUUUUUAUUUUUUCUUUCUUAUUUUCUCCCUCUCUCUCUCUCUCUCUCUCUCUCUCUCUCUCUCUCCCCGUUACCUACAUCUCUUACGUAUUCUUUCUAAUUCGCAUUCAUUAAAUGGUUAAGCAAUAUUUAUGAGCAGAAAAAGUUUGGUAAUAAAUUUUCAUGACACGUGUUUCGGCAAUGGUAGAUGAUGGGUCUUCUUAGGUUGGUUGGACGGUCGAUUGGUUGGUUGGUUGGUUGGUUGGUCGGUUGGUAGGUUACUUGAUAAUCUUCUUCCUUAAUUGAGUUAUUAUACGAACGAAUUAAGACGAAACAGAACGCAACAUCCUAAAAUAGGGAUUUUCAAAAUUGUUUACCAUGUUGGCACUCAAACGUAAACUCAUAAAUUAUUCGAGAAAAUUUAAUAUUCGACGAGAAAUUUUUUUGCU
This is a messenger RNA of Vespa crabro (European hornet), 2213 nucleotides long. RefSeq lists its product as uncharacterized. The coding region runs from base 163 to 921 and encodes 252 amino acids. NCBI's taxonomy places the organism in Eukaryota, Metazoa, Arthropoda, Insecta, Hymenoptera, Vespidae. The record is from RefSeq and is a predicted model, not a curated record. The transcript is spliced from 3 exons.